This is a messenger RNA of Anopheles funestus (African malaria mosquito), 2454 nucleotides long. Its product is annotated as probable global transcription activator SNF2L1. The record is from RefSeq and is a predicted model, not a curated record. Gene Ontology annotation, molecular function: ATP-dependent chromatin remodeler activity; ATP binding; DNA binding. Lineage: Eukaryota; Metazoa; Arthropoda; Insecta; Diptera; Culicidae. Bases 207 to 2201 code for a protein of 664 amino acids. The transcript is spliced from 3 exons. Gene Ontology annotation, cellular component: nucleus. Gene Ontology annotation, biological process: positive regulation of transcription by RNA polymerase II.
GCAUCGUGCUGAAAACCGAUUGUGGUGGAAGGUUUCCCAAAGUUACGAAAUUUGUUUAACAUAAACGUCUGACUGAAUUGAAUCGUCUGACACUCCUGUGUAGUUUUCGCGCCAAUCAAACAACGCUAACCUCAGAUGUCGUUAUACUUCGGUACGUGUUGUUUCUUGUAGAGAGGCGUUCUGAACAAUUGUGCUUCACAUCCAACAUGUUAGCCUCCGGUGUUGCCUCUUCUCCUACGCCGACCAUGGUCGACGAGAAUGAGUUGGAUAAAAAGGCUUUCCAGGAUGAGUUGGAACGGAAGCGUCUUUUGCAACUCGAAACACUGGAACGAAAGCUUGCCGGUUUCGCCGAGUUCAACAAAGUUCAACGAAAGAAACACCCCUACGUCGUCCAUGGUAGGACUGGGAGCAAACGGUUACAGAGCAUCGAAAAUUUACGCAAAUCGGAAGACGCGAAUAACAAUAAUGAGGAUGUUGUUGAAUUUACCGAUUCACCCUCAUACAUUAAAGGAACGAUGCGGGACUACCAGAUUAGCGGUCUUAACUGGCUGAUUUCCAUGUACAAUAACAAUCUGAACGGCAUUUUGGCCGACGAAAUGGGACUUGGCAAAACUAUACAGUCCAUUUCCAUGAUUGGUUAUCUGAUGUCCGUACGGAAGCUAAAGGGACCUUUUCUGGUCGUAGUACCCCUUACAACAUUGCAUAACUGGAUGAAUGAGUUUGAGCGAUUUCUCCCGUCCGCUAAAGUGUUCAAGGCAUAUGGGAUCGGCGCACUAAAAAGAGCGGUCAUCGCAGAACUGCGCGCUACGAAACCGUCGUGGAAUGUAGCUCUCACAACAUACGAGUUUAUAUACAACAACAGUGUCCACUUCAGACGAAAUCAUUUUCACUAUGCCAUAAUUGAUGAGGGCCAUCGCGCCAAGAACGAGAAGACCCGGUUUGCACGCGUGCUUAGAGCAUGUGAUAUCCAGAGUAUGGUGCUACUAACCGGUACACCGGUGCACAACAAUCUGCACGAGCUGUGGGCUUUGUUAAAUCUCUUAAUGCCACUGUUUUUUAGUAGCGCCGAUAACUUCGAUAGCUGGUUCACGGUAGAGAAUUGUGUCGACCCCCAGAACGAGCAAACGAUUCGGUUGAAGAAUCUGCUCAAACAUUUGCUUCUGCGCCGCACAAAGCAAGAGGCGGCUCCCUCCAUUCCACCGAAGGUACACAUCGACAUUUACGUGCCACCGACGGAGCAAAUGUGUCUCUGGACGCAUAAGGUGGUGCACUAUGAUGUGCAGGUAAUGAAUUCCAGCGGAUACAUGCGAACUUUCCGCCAGGCAAACAGAAUGCCUCACUUGAGAAAAGUGAUUCAACAUCCCUACUUGAUACCGGGUGCAGAGAAUAAGGAAACUCACCUUGUGACAGAUGAUAUCGUGAAUUUUAGCUCGAAAAUGAUCCUACUAGACAAGCUACUGGCAAGGCUCAAGGCACGCGGCUCCAAAGUUUUGAUAUUUUCCCAGUACACCAUGGUGUUGGAUAUACUGAUGGAUUAUAUGGAGUGGCGCAAGUACGAGUACUGCUUGCUGUCCGGAGCAACCGUAAACGAAAGACGCCAGGCACAGAUGGACGAGUUUAAUCGCCCCGGUUCGAGCAAGUUCGUGUUUCUGCUGUGCACGCGAGCCGGCGGUCUUGGUAUAAAUUUGGUAGCGGCCGACACCGUCAUAUUCUACGACAUGGAUUUCAAUCCGCAAAUGGAUUAUCAGGCAGAAGAUCGUGCUCAUCGGAUCGGGCAAACACGCAAAGUGCAUGUGCUGCGAUUGCUUGUGCGCGGCAGCAUAGACGAGCUGUUGUACCAUCAUUCCACGCGCAAACGACUGCUAGAUGAGGCGGUGAUAAGGAACAAUUUGAAGAAAUCUAUCCUGGAAAAGAUUGCAUUAGAAUACCAGCGCACAUCGUUGAUGGCACAUGGGCUAGUUGAUACGGCAGCAAUAGAUGAAAAGCUAGAUGAGCUGUUUCGUUCGAUGGGCAAUUUGGAUGAACCAUUUUCCAAACAUUCCGGAUUGCAGGAAGAUUGCAAGAUUGUGCUGCCUGGCAUUCCGACCGAUUUGCAAUUCGACACAUUGCUCAAUUCCGUCAACAAAUCUAGCAAGCGUCCACAAACGGAAAUCGAAGUUCCCAUCGCGAGUAAACGUGCGCGAUACGGUAUUCACCAGUAAUCACAAAACGGGAGUAAUCUCCUGCGCUACCCUUUGUGUAUAGGACGUUGUGUUUUUUGAUACCUGUUUAAUUAUCCUCAGUAUUAUGUAAGCAGCUGGAAUUGAACUGCAUGUUGGCACGUACUUCGUUUAAUUAUAGGACGUAGGAUACCUGUUUAAUUGUCCUCAGUAUUAUGUAAGCAGCUGGAAUAGAACUGCAUGUUGGCCCGUACCUCGGUAGGAGAAAUAAAUACUCAUUUCCUUUCAUUCUAAA